Parastagonospora nodorum SN15 is the source of this 633-nucleotide messenger RNA. RefSeq lists its product as hypothetical. The transcript has 2 exons. NCBI's taxonomy places the organism in Eukaryota, Fungi, Ascomycota, Dothideomycetes, Pleosporales, Phaeosphaeriaceae. The record is from RefSeq and is a predicted model, not a curated record. Bases 1 to 633 code for a protein of 210 amino acids.
AUGUUAGCUAUGCCAUCCAUCCCCGCCCCUCCGCCCUCCGCCCGCUCCGCACAUGGUCAAACCAGCAGCAUGAAGCCUGGGGACAACCCAAUCCCCAGCAUCACCACCGCCUUCUCCAACGCGCCCGAGCUCGGCCGACUCUCAGUCGAUGAAGGAAUGCCUCAGGCAGAGCGCUUUAUGCAGAUGGAUGGCCAUCGUGAGGACGGUCACUCGUCCGUCUUAUACCAUCUCUUCCUGUCGCAGGCAUCAAAGUGGGCUCUUCCCCUUCCUGGUGUGGGUUGCAGCGUCCUUUCACCAGCACGCCGCCAUCCGCGAUUGGUCUGGACACUGUCUUCCUCUUUCGACUGUGCAUCCGUGUGCUUCGCCCUUCGAGAAGCACAGGUGAACCAGAUGGCUACCAAGGCCCUGCUGCCCCUGUCCCUGUCCUGCGCAUCAACCGCUGCCGCAAGACAUGCCGCCCGUCGACUUUGGCGCCUUGGCCAUGACCAUCAACACCACCGCGUCCCAUCUGGCGCAGCCAUGCCAUGCACCGGAUCGCAUCCGGGGCCCUCCUGCCUCUGCAUCAUCAUGGAGUCUCUUGCUGCUGUAUCCACGCCGCCACCAAUACCCACGCCGAUUCUGUACCACACUUGA